UAAUGGUUGUAUAUUCCCGAUGUUUCCUGCGUUUAACUGCUAACUUGAACGCAUCAACUAACGUCACUGACCCUGGACCAAUCAGGAAGCAGCUAAAGGUGAAACCAGAGGAAUUUUCUAGGUAGCAAAAACAGAAAAAAUCAUCACCUCGGUUCUUAACAGUCAAAAGGAUUUUUUGUAUGACAGGUUCUUCUAGAAGUCAGAUGGGUCCAUCAUUUCUGCGAGCAGAUUCUGUUCAGUAACGUCAUGGCCCUCGCGGAGGAGCAGUCUGAGAAACACUGCUGGGUGUGCUUCUCCACCGAGCGGGACGACCGCAGUGCGGAGUGGGUGAGCCCCUGCAGGUGUAAAGGCUGCACCAAAUGGAUCCACCAGACGUGCCUGCAGCGCUGGCUGGACGAGAAGCAGAAGGGAAACGGCGGCGGCGCGGUUAACUGUCCACAGUGUGGCACCGAGUACUGCAUCAUCUUCCCCAGAAUAGGCCCGCUGGUGUAUUUCCUGCAGCAGAUAGACAGAGCUCUGUCGCGUGCAAGUCCCUUCGCUGCUGUCGGGGUGGUCGUUGGGACGGUAUACUGGUCAGCAGUCACGUACGGAGCGGUGACCGUUAUGCAGGUGGUGGGACAUAAGAAGGGUCUGUUCGUGAUGGAGCGGGCCGACCCUCUGUUCCUGCUCAUUGGUCUGCCGACCAUCCCCGUGCUGCUGGUCCUGGGGAAGAUGAUCCGCUGGGAGGAUUAUUUAGUGAGGCUGUGGCAGAGGUACUCCUCUAAACGCAGUCCUUCACCAGGUGCCGGCAGUUACCUGCCCCGUUUGCGUGCUGAGAGGCGCGGUGCUGGAGAUCACCUGUCAGUGUCCAGGACUCUGUGUGGGGCUCUCGUCUUUCCCUCCAUAGCCAGUUUGGUCGGACGGGUGCUGUUCCGACGGGUUUCUUCUAACCUGCAGCGCACCAUCCUGGGGGGCAUUGCAUUCGUGCUCAUCAAAGGUGUGUUGAAAAUGUAUUUCAAGCAGCAGCAGUACGUCAUGCAGGCCAACAGGCACAUCCUGAACUAUCCAGAGAGACACAACAACGGACAGACGGAGGGGGGAGAGGACGACACAGAGGACAGCGGGAACGAGUAGCUCUGCUCAUCACCUGGAGGAUGAGGACUGAGGGAGACAUUUGGUGUUUCAAAACACUCUAGCUUCAAGAUGUAUGAUUUAAUAAGAACAGUCAUUACCACAUGUGAUCCUUUGUUGCCUUAAAUUGUCUCAAAUGCACUUGAAGAGGAAUGAAGUGUUGUCUCAUCUUUAAGCAGUGCCUGAUCAGGUCUGCUGUGACCUGAGCUGUUGCUGUGACAAAGAAAAACUGCAGAUAACUAGACGACAUUCUGUAUGUGAAUUAGUCCUCUGUGUUGUUUAAAACCAGCACAACAGCAGCUGAAAGAUGAGCAGCAUACCGUAUGCAACAAACUGAACCGUUUCUGUCACCUUUACCUUGUUUCCAUUGGUGCUCAUUGAAAAUUGGCAAUAAAUGACAUCCUUCUUUGUUGUGAUUAGUCAGUCUGUCUGCAGGUAGCAGCACUGUGAUUCAUUUACAGUUGCCUCACUGAAGAGGAUAAACUUGAAAAAUGUUUUGUUCUUCCUUUGCAGCUCACGUCUGGAUUUUUUUGACACUGUUGCUUCUAAAUAAUUACUCCAAUCACCUUCUCACAGAAAAACAUGUUUUUUUCCAGGUCUGGAUUACUUAUCGAAAAAGAAGAGAAGAAUAUGGAAAAAUAGAUCCAUUUCCAAACUGCGUUUCCUAUCAUUGUCAUAAAGUUGUUCAUCCUUCUGUCCAUUUCUGUCUUCCUCAUAUCCUUUUGUUCUUUCAUGCCCUCCCUUACUCCAGCCUAUUUGCUUUUCAUUUUCUUUCCCUCCGUCUUUGUGUCCUUCUUUACUUGGCUUACCUCUCUUCUCGUCUUCCUACACUUGUCUUCCACCUUCCCUCCUUUGUAUCCUCCCUACUCCCUUUUUUCUUUCCUGUGUUUUAUUCCUUUCUUACUUCCUUAUGUCCUUCCUUGUACCUGUACUUUUAUUUCCCUUUAUCCUUCCUCUGUUUCUUCCUUGUGUCCUUUGCUUCCUUGCGUACUUCUUUGCUUUUCUAUCCUUCCCUCCUUUCUUUUGUCCUACCCCCUUCCUUGGCUCCUUGAGCCAUCCUAACUUGCGUUGUCCUUCCUUCCUUUUCAGUUUCUGUUUUUUCUGGGUUCCAAAUCAUUUAAAAUCGGCCUUUAAUAGACAUGUCUGCAUUGAAUCCAUAGUGAUUUUAUUUCAUAUUUUAAAACCAAAGCCUACACUAUUCUGAGGGAGCAAAGGAAAAUCUUUAGUUCCCUCAGUCUUCCUGACUCAAGGCAAUGUUAACAGGAUCAUUGGAUUUUAGCUUCCUGCUAUCAUGUUGCACGAUGUGCUCCAUGUUUUGACUCUGUCAAGGUCUAUGUAGAGUUGUCUCAGUGUAAUGUACAGAACAGAGGGAUUGAUAUAUUUUGGGAAAUGUGUGCUUAUUGCUGGAUUAAAAUGGCUGUAAAUAAGGAAAAUAAAAAACACUGUCUUCUACCUUCACACCUCAUUGUUUCAAGCUCAGAUGCUUUAAAUUUUGACAUUUUUGCCAAAUAAAGAAGCUAAUGAGGUUAAAUGUA
Molecule: messenger RNA, 2645 nt
Organism: Fundulus heteroclitus (mummichog)
Lineage: Eukaryota; Metazoa; Chordata; Actinopteri; Cyprinodontiformes; Fundulidae
Gene: marchf5l
Product: membrane-associated ring finger (C3HC4) 5, like
Exons: 7
Coding region: 247-1113 (288 amino acids)
Molecular function (GO): zinc ion binding
Source: RefSeq, a predicted model, not a curated record